AUGUUCUCCCGCCUCAACCAACUCGCACGCCACCUCUCCCGUCCCCUCCCCAACUACCUCCACACCAGCGCCUUCGCCGCAACCUCACGACCAAGCGUCUUGACGUCACGAGUCGCAACCGCAAUGGCCGCGGCAGAGAACAGCAAGAAGAUGAUCCACACGGCGGGGUGUAUAAUCAUCGGGGACGAAGUACUAGGAGGGAAGACAGUCGACACCAACUCCGCCUACCUCGCAAAGUACUGCUUCAGCCUCGGCAUCACGCUCAAACGCAUCGAAGUCAUCGCCGACGACGAGGCCGAAAUCGUCGAAGCCACCCGCCGCAUGUCCUCGUCCUACGACUUCGUCGUCACCUCCGGCGGCAUCGGCCCCACGCACGACGACAUCACCUACCAGUCCAUCGCCAAGGCCUUCGAUCUGCCGCUCGUGCUGCACGAGGUCGCGCUGGAGAAGAUGAAGAAGCUGAGUCGGCCGCAUCCGAGCCAGAGGGAGUUUAGUUGGGACGUGGAUUCGCCCGCGCGGAGGGCCAAGUUGCGGAUGAUUCAGUUGCCUUAUGAUAAAGAGCUGCCUGAUGAGGAUCAGGUGAUUUUUGUGAGUGAAGAUCUUUGGGUGCCGAUUAGUGUGGCGAAUGGGAAUAUCCACAUCCUGCCUGGGAUUCCGAGGCUCUUUGAGAAGAUGCUGGAAGGGUUGAAGCCUAGGUUACUCCCGAGGCUGGUGGAUCCUGAGGGGAAAGGGGUGCAUCGGAUCUUGUUCAGUACGCCGCUGGCGGAGAGCGAGGUUGCGGAUUAUCUCACGCAGUUGUCGGGCAAGGUGGAGAGUAAGGGGGUCAAGGUGGGCAGUUAUCCGAGAUGGGGCAAGUCGAGGAAUACCGUGACGUUGGUUGGAAAGGAUAAAGAGUAUAUGGAGUCGUUGGUGUCUGAGGUGGCAGAGGGUGUUAAGGGGCGAAGAGUGCAGGUUGAAGGUGAAGAUGACGAUGAGGGCAGUGAUAAAGACACAUAA
Molecule: messenger RNA, 996 nt
Organism: Zasmidium cellare ATCC 36951
Lineage: Eukaryota; Fungi; Ascomycota; Dothideomycetes; Mycosphaerellales; Mycosphaerellaceae
Exons: 2
Coding region: 1-996 (331 amino acids)
Source: RefSeq, a predicted model, not a curated record